Messenger RNA from Penicillium odoratum, 630 nucleotides. RefSeq names its product putative GPI anchored protein. The transcript is spliced from 3 exons. The record is from RefSeq and is a predicted model, not a curated record. Bases 1 to 630 code for a protein of 209 amino acids. Lineage: Eukaryota; Fungi; Ascomycota; Eurotiomycetes; Eurotiales; Aspergillaceae.
AUGUCAUUGAAAACUUGCUGUCUCGUCCUGGCAACUGUGGGCCUUGCAGCCGCACAAACCAGUGUCGUUUCUCUGUUUAUUCCCUUUGCCGACCCGCAACCACUGGCAGCCUCAAUCAUAGGGGAGAGCGCCGGCACAACCACAUACAGCAUCAAUUGCCCUCCCGGCACUGAUAGCUCAGACUGCGGUAUGGGCCCAGGGCUAUAUAUGACAGCGGGCCCAACGACAAUGCGAUAUAGCAUGAGUGAGCCGGAAGUGGACUUCUACGAAAGUAUUCUUUGCUCUCUCGGCGGUACCACCACUGCCGCUUGCACUGAGGUCGCGAGCGGCACUGGAGCCAAUUUCCCUGGAACCGAGACAGAUACCUUCGCCAAAACCGAUAUUACCAUGUUGGCUGUGACUGUUACCGCGGGCCCGACGACUGCCACUUCCACGUCUACCACGACCGACUUGAAGCACACCUCUAGCAAUGAUAAGACUGGCACCACUGGAUCCGCUUCCAGUACCUCCGGGGCUGCAUCUACCAGCCAGGCUUCUGCUACUAGCACUGGAGGUCUUUCCCGGGUAACCGGCAACUCCGGCGUUGCUCUGGGAGGCGCUGCAAUCGCGCUGGUUGCCGCUGCCCUGUAA